CACCCAUCCCUGCCUCGCCCUUCCCUCCCAAUCCCCCUCUCCCCCCCUUGCCACCUGGUGCUUUUAUCUUCUUCCGGAUCUCUCCUUCCCAAGCUCCUGUCCUCGAGGCUCUCCUCCGAUGGCGGCGAUGCACACCCUCGCCCAGCGGCACCCGGGCCUCGCGGCCGGGCCGUCAGAGAGCGAGGAUUUCGAUUCCUUCCUGGACGCCUACUCGCAGGAGUUCCCCGCAACCGGACUGGUCCCCCUAUCGCCAGAUCGGAGCCUGGCAACCGGAGCCAGCUUGGCUGGGCUGUCAGCCGUUUCGGCCCAGGCGCUGACCGAUGCCUGGGGCCACAUCUGUCAUCGCCCCGGGGCUCCGGCCACGGGAGCCUGUGCCAAGGCUUGUGACGCGGUGUCUCGUGCGGUGUUGGACAACUACACCACAGCCGGGGUCGUCGGCACGAGCAUCUACAACCCGAGCGCCGUGCCAUCAGCCGCCACCGGGCAGCUCGACGCCCCGGACUCUCAGGGCAUCACCGUCUUCCUCGAUCUCUUUGUCCCGGCGCCCUUCAGCUCCAUUCCCCACUUCUCCAUCCUGGGCCCCUCGCCGCCUGGCCGGUCAGCUCGGUCAUCGACGCUCAUCAUCUCCGGCCAAGGCCCAGCCAGCCGGCUGAAGUACAGCGCCAUUCACUCGCUGCUGGCCCCCCGGCGCACGUCGGCCUCCUUCCACUCCAUCUCGCCGGACAUGAUCCAGAAUUUCCUCAAGGGCGCCGGGCUGGAGGAUCUGCCCGCCCGGCCGCGCGCCGAGGCCCCCAUGGUCUCCUCGCUGCUGGAUGUGCUGGGCCUCAACUCCGGGUACUUCAUCCGGGCCCUGUACACGCAGCCGGAGCUCGGUGGUGAUCUGGUGGCUCUGCACAUUGGUGUGCUUCAGGUGCCGGGGGCCUUCUCGCCGGUGCUCCCGGCCGGCACCGGCACCGGCACCGGCCCCGACCAGACGGCCCCCUCCCCGGAGCAGGUUGUCACCUACGGCGGCACCAUUCUGACCGAGCGUUUCUUGGACCCGGUUUUCCAGCGGUCCUUCCUGCUGGAGUUCCUGGGCUUCAAUGAGGCCCAAAUCCAGGGCCUGGUACGCCUCGUUCGGAUCCUCCGGUCACUGGAGUUGACUUGCUUCACGAUCGACCAAGACGACAGCUGUUCCAUUCGUCUGUCGCCGGUCCCGGCGCCGUACGACAGCAGCGCCCAGGACCCCUCGGUGGGGCUGGCCACCCUCAGCAGCGACAUUGUGGCCUUCCUGCUUGGGACCUCGGCCGGCGAGGACACGGCCCCCUCGUCGCCCGACUCCCUGGGGUCUUCGCCCAAGGGCGGGAAUGACCUGCGCACGCAGCUGACCGGGCAGCUUCUCCAGGCGGAAUCUCGCCGGACCCUGUUGCUGUCCUUCCUGUCGGCCUGCAUCCGAUCGCUGGUCCUCUCCCGCGCCAAUGGGCUGUGGGCCAGUGGGAUCUUGGACCCGAGCAAUGGGGCCCUGUUGGCGCCGGCCACCGGGGGGAGCCCCGGCUCCCCGGGCAAUGGCGCUGCCUACACCACUUCCCUGCUGGUGAGCCUCAGCGGGGAGCAUGGGCUGGCGUGGCAGCCGCGCGUGGCCCACUGUGUGGCCAGUAACUUCUCCCUGAGGGCGCUGUUCCAUCCGUAUCCGCUGUCGGCGGCCGAUCCAAAUGGCGGGCACCCGGCCGUGUCGACCCUGGCCCCGGAAUUCACGUCCCCCUAUGGGAGCCUGAGCCCGCGCACGGUGCAGCUGUUCGGCAUCCUCGGCCUGUCGGCCACCAUCGUGGUGGAGGGGCUGCUUUCGCCGCCGGCCGAGGUGCUUGACCAUCUGGACCAGACAACCACCAUGGCCAGUGUGUUGCAUGUGGUAGAUGCCAACCCCGGCCGGGAGGCGCGGCGCCUGGAUGCGGACUUUGUGUGUCAGCAGGUGGGGCCGCUUUUCGGGGUCGGUCUGCUUGCGGCCUUGCAGGCGCAGAAUGACCAGCGCCAGGCCCUCGGAGAGGCCCUGCGCAAUGAGGUGGAUCAGGCCCUGCUGCUGCGGGCGGCGCGUGAUCGGGCCGCCGGCCGAGGCCAGUCCCUCGGCCAUUACCAGCAGGUGCAGCAGUACCACCACCAGGCUCAGCAGCAGCAAUCUGCGGCAGCGGGACACCUCCAGCAGACCUCGGGCCCGACCGGCGCCGGUCGCCGGCCGAAUCUCUCGGUGCAGACAACCGGCCCGGCAGUCGGGCCCGCGGGCAUGCGGCGCCCGGGCACUGGCGGUGCUUUGACCCCACUCAGUCCCUCGGUGGUUACCCCGUCAGAUAUGUUCUUCCUUUCCUCGCAAUAUGCCUCCUGGCUGGACUCAUUGCCGGUGUUGGACACGCGCCAGUGGCUGGGCGGUGGUCAGGGUACCGGAGUGUCGACGUCGAAGAACUUCUUCCUUACACAUGCCGAGCAUGCGGUCAAUGCAUACUCCGGCUUCUACUCGGAUCCCAACCACACCGAGUACAUCACGGCCCCGGGGCAAGCCCAUGGGCCCAUGAGUUUGAGCAUUAGCACCAAGCGCUCGACCAGCUCUUCAGAUGCAUACAUGAUCAGUACCGAGGUGAUUCUGCGCAUGGGCACGCGGCCCGUGUCGCACCAUGAGGCCACCUUCAACUUGCGCCCGGGCAUGCUGUCGCGCAUUUGCGCCGGCGGCUUCUCCGCAUCGCGCAUCCCCGUUGACAAGGUCCUUUACGAGCUGGUCAAGGAGGUCCCCGACCUGCAGCGGGUCACGCCGGAUGCCUUCAUCCGAUGCAAGCGGCCGGAGGUGGUGGGCAAGCUGCUGCUGGAGUCCGAUCGUCGCCAGUUGAACACCACUUUCAAGUUUGGCGUGCUGCACGCGCGCCGCGGGGCUCCGCUGAAUGAGGUGACCCUCUUCAACCACCUCCCGCUGACCGGCUCGCAGGCGGCCACCGAGCAGCGCAUGAUGUCCGAGACGAAUGCCACCAAGUCGCGGCCGACCCUCUUCGACCCGGCUCGGCUGAAUGGCAUGCAGAAUUCCAAGACCGUGCCCUUCCUGCCGGUUCUGUUUGACAUGUUCCUGGCGCGCAUCGGGCGCCUGGUGGAGCUGAAGGACUGGGGGAAAUUCCGCGGCGGCCUGGACAACAAGACCGACACCACCGGCACGCACUCGGUCUUCACGCAGUUCGACAACCUGUAUGAUGUCAUGUUCCAUGUGUGUGAGAUGCUGCCGCACAAGGAGGGCGACACGCAGCAGCUUGAGCGCAAGCGCCACAUCGGCAAUGACAUUGUGGUGGUGGUCUUCUGUGAUACCAUCGGCGAGCUGAUGGGCCUGGGAUAUGGCGAGGCCGAGCGCGAGCAGCGGCCCAAUGCGACCCCCACCACGGCCCGCAAGUCCGGGGCCUCCUCCAUCGAUAACAUUUGCUUGAGCCACCAGAUCCAUGUGGCGGUUGCCGUGACCCCGGUAUCGGAGUCCCUCUACCUGGUGCGCAUCAUCCGGAAGGACGGUGUGUCGCGCUUCUUGCCGGAGGCGCAGAAGUCCAACUUCGUGUCGUCCGGUCUGCUGGAGGAGCUCUCCAACAAGCACCCGAGCGCGGCCCUCUUCACGCCCUCCGGCGGGGAGACCCCCUUCGAGCCGGACCGCGACAACGACUGGAUCCUGAUGCGGUCGUCGGAUGGGAACUUCGAGCAGGCCUUCAUUUGGCUAUUGAUUCAGGCCGAGCGGGCCGCCUUCCGGGCCGCCUCCUUCGAUGCGAAGCUUUCCCGCACGCGGAAUGCCAUGCUGUCGAAUGUCAUCGACUCGGCGCGGGCCGAGAUGGGUCUCUAGGGGUUUUGGGUGUGGGGCGCAUGUGCCCGGCUCUGCGCGCCUUCUCCCCCUCUCUACCACCUCCAGCCGAUUGUCCCCUCGCCUGGUUUCUGGCUGAUUCCCUCCCUCCCUCCCUCCCUUUCUCUCUCUCUCUCUCUC
Molecule: messenger RNA, 3967 nt
Organism: Fonticula alba
Lineage: Eukaryota; Rotosphaerida; Fonticulaceae
Product: signal-induced proliferation-associated 1
Exons: 7
Coding region: 119-3829 (1236 amino acids)
Biological process (GO): regulation of small GTPase mediated signal transduction
Molecular function (GO): GTPase activator activity
Source: RefSeq, a predicted model, not a curated record